Molecule: messenger RNA, 1023 nt
Organism: Anisakis simplex (herring worm)
Lineage: Eukaryota; Metazoa; Nematoda; Chromadorea; Rhabditida; Anisakidae
Source: the annotation of a GenBank genome assembly
UCAUUGCCCAUUAUCAUCUUCUUCGCGUCGUUAUGUUCAACAUUCUAUUAUUUGGGUGUAGUGCAAUGGUUUCUGCUGAAGAUGGCCAUCUGUUUGCAAUACUCAAUGGGCACAACUGCAGCUGAAUCUCUCAACGCUGUUGCAUCUGUAUUCUUGGGACCGACUGAAGCUGCUGUAAUGAUGCGUCAAUCGCUCAAAUCGAUGACGGAAAGUGAAAUCAUGGCAACAUUGACGGCCGGCUUUGCAAUGAUCUCUGGAUCACUGUUCGCCAUAUACAUAUCGUUUGGUGCAUGCCCGUCCUACUUACUCGCCUCGAACCUCAUGUCCGCACCAGCAGUGCUGGCAGUCUCAAAAAUUAUGCAACCUGAAAUUCAACGAUCAUUGCAAAAGAAUAUAAACGACUUCCGAUUUCCACCAGCUGAGGAGAACACACUGCUGGAGGCGUUAUCCCACGGUGCCGUUCAAGCAGUGCCGGUCAUAUUCGCGAUCAUCUCGAAUCUUAUCGUAUUUCUCGCGUUCGUCACUUUCGCCGAUACACUCAUCGGAUUCUUCGCCAGUUUGAUCGGAUACGAAGGAAUCACUUUCAAUAUGUUGCUCGGUUAUAUGUUCUACCCACUCGCAUACGUGAUGGGUGUAUCGGAUGCAAACGAUCCCGAAAGGCGCAACGAAGAAAUCAUUCGUGUGGCACAACUUAUUGGCACAAAAACAUUGCUGAACGAAUUUAUUGCGUAUCAACAAAUGUCUGAAAUGUUACGACGUAACCAACUCGGGGGUCGUGCCCAAAUGAUGGCCGUAUUCGCUUGCUGUGGCUAUUCGAACGCCUCGCAGAUUGGUUCCCAGUUGGGAAUAUUCAGUGCAAUGGCUCCGUCGAGACGUCGUUCGUUUGCUCGUCUUGCGGUACGAUCUUUAGUCGCUGGUAGUAUUGCUUGCUUCAUGACCGCCGUUGUCGCUGGUAAUUACUCUUUGAAUUCUCCUUAUACUGAAGUGGAAAAUUUUACGGUCUUCUUCUUGCUACCUAUUUGA